Messenger RNA from Brassica napus (rape), 1818 nucleotides. RefSeq lists its product as uncharacterized. The transcript is spliced from 3 exons. The record is from RefSeq and is a predicted model, not a curated record. Bases 1 to 1818 code for a protein of 605 amino acids. Lineage: Eukaryota; Viridiplantae; Streptophyta; Magnoliopsida; Brassicales; Brassicaceae.
AUGAAGAAAUUUCUGAAACAGUUUGGUUUUGGGUAUGAUGUCAUCCACGUAUGCAAGAAUGACUGCAUUUUGUAUAGAAAAGAGUUUGAGGAUGCAGUCAGCUGUCCAAGAUGUAGUGAAUCAAGAUGGGAGAAGGAUAAGCAGACUGGUGAGGAGAAGAAAGGGAUUCCUGUUAAGGUGCUUAGGUAUUUUCCGAUUAAAGACAGGUUCAGGAGAAUGUUUAGAUCAAAGCGGUUGGCAGAGGACUUGUGUUGGCACUCCACUAAUGCUUCUGAAGAUGGAACUAUGCGUCAUCCAGUAGAUUCAUUGACUUGGGCUCAGAUAAACAACAAAUGGCCAGAGUUCGCUGCUGAAGCAAGAAACCUAAGACUAGGAAUUUCAACAGAUGGCAUGAAUCCGUUCUCUAUCCAGAACACGAAGCAUAGCACAUGGCCUGUUCUAUUAGUCAACUACAAUAUGGCUCCGACAAAGUGUAUGAGGUCCGAGAACAUCAUGUUGACAAUGUUGAUACCUGGUCCAACCGCACCUAGCAACAACAUUGAUGUAUAUCUACAGCCAUUGAUAGAGGACUUGCAUGAUUUGUGGACAGAAGGUAUGGAAGUUUAUGAUUCGUUUAAGAAGGAGAGUUUUACACUUAGAGCUAUGUUGAUGUGGAGUAUCACCGACUAUCCUGGUUUAGGCACAUUAGCUGGGUGUAAAGUGAAAGGGAAGCAAGCGUGUAAUGUCUGCGGGAAGGGUACACCUCAUAGGUGGCUAAAGUUUAGUCGCAAACAUGUUUACAUGGAGAACUGGAAGCGGCUCAGGCCUAGUCAUCCUUAUAGAAGAAGGAAAGGAUGGUUUGACAAUACAGUGGAGGUUGGUACUGCAAAUAGGAUUCAGAGUGGCUGCGAUAUAUUUGACAGUCUUAAGGACUUUAAAAACGAUUUUGGGAAACCUUUACCUAAGAAGAGUAAGCGGAAAAGGAUAGAAGGAGGUGAAGAUGAUGUUCUUUCAGCUGACGACCGUGAGGAAGAUGAUGAUCUGUGGCGGUGGAAGAAAAAAUCUAUUUUCUUUGACUUACCUUAUUGGAAGGAUAUGCCUGUGAGGCAUAACAUCGACGUCAUGCACGUCGAGAAGAACGUGUCUGAUGCGUUGUUGUCUAUACUGAUGCAUAGUGCGAAAUCUAAGGAUGGACUGAAAGCAAGAAAGGAUUUAGAAGAGAUGGGUAUUAGAAGCAACUUACAUACACAAGCUAGGGGGAAGAAAACUUACUUGCCUCCAGCUGCGUAUUGGCUUUCAAAGGAAGAGAAAAGAAAGUUCUGCCGAAGGUUAUCCAACUUCAGAGGCCCUGAUGGAUACUGUGCCAAUAUAGCUAACUGUGUCUCACUGGAUCCUCCUUCUAUUGGCGGCAUGAAGUCACAUGAUCAUCAUGUUCUUAUGCAGAAUCUCUUACCAGUAGCGUUGAGAGGUUUACUUCCAAAAGGACCUCGGAUAGCAGUGACUCGCAUAUGCAAUUUCUUCAACAGAAUCUGCCAACGCAUUCUUGAUCCAGAGAUGCUACUUGCACUAGAAACAGAGAUCGUGGAGACAAUGUGCCAGCUAGAGAGAUUCUUCCCACCUGCAUUAUUUGAUAUCAUGUUUCACCUUCCACUGCAUCUGGCAAGAGAAGCACGCUUAGGUGGCCCUGUCCACUUCAGGUGGAUGUACCCAUUCGAGAGGUAUAUGAAGACACUUAAGGCAUAUGUGAAGAAUUUCGCAAGACCUGAAGCUUGUAUGGCUGAGGGAUAUCUUGCUGGUGAAUGCCUCGCAUUUUGUAUGGAGUUCUUGCAAAAGAAGUAA